This is a messenger RNA of Adineta ricciae, 1383 nucleotides long. The record is from the annotation of a GenBank genome assembly. Lineage: Eukaryota; Metazoa; Rotifera; Eurotatoria; Adinetida; Adinetidae.
AUGGAUCAAACGCCAACAGACUCUCAUGAUGAUGAGAAACCAGUCCAAGCACAAGUGGACCAUCCCACCUAUAGUAUCUCUACUAAUUUCCAUGCCUUAUGUGAUCACGAAGAAAAUCGUUCGCCUGAACUACCGGAUUCCGAUAUGACUGAAAUCGAUGAGGGAAUCUGUUUAACACCUGCACCACGAUCAAUUUCGACAAUCACUUCGGACAAAAGUCGUGAUGUGACAGAGAAAAGCUCGAAAGGAUCAUCAACGCUUCCUGUAUCAUUAACUGUCGCUCCACCAUCCGAAAAUCUACAAACCAGCCGUGCAUCAGAACAAGAACGUGUCGUCCAAAAGGAUACGAAAUGCCGUCGAAAAAAACCAUUAUCAUAUGGGAUACAUAUUGAACGUGAAUCAAAAUGUAACAAUUUAACUGACUGCGUGGCAAAACUACUAAACAUCUCAAUACAAUCUGAGGGAUACCAUUCGAUCAUGUUGAAACAUAUCCACACCAUCAGGAAGUACAACGAAGCUGACGAUAGGGGACGCUUUGGUUCAGUCACAUAUUUUGUUUUAUAUGAACCUGCCGAAACUCUCAUUGCCGUCAAACGUGUUCCGUACAGUGAAAACAAAGACAAACUCUUGUCAAUUCAUGCGGAGCUGAGUGUAUUAGAAGCAACUCGAACAGAUAAAUCCGAUUAUAUCGUUGGUUAUUUUUGCACCUUGAGAGACUUCAUGUUCAACGAUCUUUAUUUCUGCAUGGAAAAAAUGGAUACAUCGCUGAAGAAGUUUAACGAAACCAUGCAUUCAAAGGUUAAGUUUAUGCCACAGCAGCUCGAACUUUUCGUACGGCGUUGUGCUUACAAUAUAAUCAUGGGACUUGCCUUUUUGGAAUCGAAAGGUUUUGUCCAUCGAGAUAUUAAACCAGACAACAUUUUGAUUAACAGACGCUGUGCGAUCAAACUGGCAGAUUUUGGUCUUAGUGGUCACUUAACCACUAAUGAGUAUGAAUUCGACAGCGCUGUCGGUACUGAGCUGUAUAUGCCACCUGAUGUUCAACAAUGCUCUACUCAAAGUGACAUGUGGGCAUUGGGUAUAAGCCUGCUUGAGAUUAUUCUUGGAAAACAUCCGAUCACUACCCGACCACCUCCUCUAGCAGUUUUGGAUGUAAACGAGUGGAAGCCCAUAGUUCCAACAGCAAUCUCAAUUGGUUUGCAAGAAUUUCUCCUACAAUUGUUGAACAAGAAGGCUGCACUGCGACCUCCAUCCUACGAGCACAUCAUUAGUACAACAUUCAUCGGUCAAAUGUCCCCAGAUCCGUCCGAGGAUGAAAUUGCUUUCGUCCGUCGAGUAAUAAAGACGAAUAACCAACGUUCAUCGCCUAAAAACCGAGGAUGA